GAUUAUCAUAUUUUUUAUUUUAAGAAAGACUGAAAUGUCAAUCAAAAUCAAAAUUGUCUAAUAUAUGAUUAUAUAUAAUAGUAUUAAUCAUUUUGGUAUUCUGACUCAUACAGAUUGUCUGACAGAUCGAAUUCUCAAAUAUAAAACUAACCUAAAAAAAAUAAAUUUCAAAUAGUCAAGAUUUCUAUAAUUUUUUCAUUUAAAUAUAGGUAAAUAGGUGAUAUUCUAUUACAAUCAUGGAGUGGUUAUUUGGGAAAAGAAUAACUCCUGAGGAAAUGCUUAGAAAAAAUCAAAGAGCAUUAAACAAAGCUAUGCGAGAUCUUGAUAGAGAAAGAAUGAGAAUGGAACAACAAGAAAAGAAGAUCAUUGCAGAUAUAAAAAAACUUGCUAAAGAUGGUCAAAUGGAUGCAGUGAAAAUUAUGGCAAAAGAUCUUGUAAGAACUAGACGCUAUGUGAAAAAAUUCAUGCUAAUGAAAGCGAAUAUUCAAGCAGUAUCUUUGAAAAUUCAAACUUUACGUUCACAAAAUACCAUGGCACAAGCAAUGAAAGGAGUCACAAGAGCAAUGCAAAAUAUGAAUAAACAAUUAAAUCUUCCUCAAAUACAAAAAAUAUUGCACGAAUUUGAAAAACAAUCAGAGAUAAUGGAUAUGAAAGAAGAAAUUAUGAAUGAUGCAAUUGAUGAUGCAAUGGAAGAUGAAGGUGAUGAAGAAGAAAGUGAUGCUAUUGUGUCCCAAGUUUUGGACGAGUUAGGCCUUCAAUUGACAGAUCAAUUAUCUGGUUUACCACAAGCUUCUGGUUCACUAAGUGUAGCAAGUUCUAAGCAACCAGUUGCAGCUGCAACAGGAAAUGAUGAAGGUGGAAAUAUUGCAGAUGCGGAUGCAGAUCUUCACGCUAGGCUUGAAAAUUUACGACGUGAAUAAGAAAGUGUUAUGUAGCUGAAAUGUAUAAAAGAUGUAAAAAAAAACAUUGAUUGUAAGCAUAAUUAAUUUUAUAAUUUGCUUUAUAUUUUAGUUGAAAGCAAAUACUUUUAUUAUA
This is a messenger RNA of Apis florea (little honeybee), 1035 nucleotides long. RefSeq names its product vacuolar protein sorting 2 (gene Vps2). The record is from RefSeq and is a predicted model, not a curated record. NCBI's taxonomy places the organism in Eukaryota, Metazoa, Arthropoda, Insecta, Hymenoptera, Apidae. Gene Ontology annotation, biological process: vacuolar transport.